Messenger RNA from Trichoplax adhaerens, 2166 nucleotides. RefSeq lists its product as uncharacterized. Gene Ontology annotation, biological process: protein ubiquitination; ubiquitin-dependent protein catabolic process. Bases 1 to 2166 code for a protein of 721 amino acids. The transcript is spliced from 26 exons. Gene Ontology annotation, cellular component: Cul3-RING ubiquitin ligase complex. The record is from RefSeq and is a predicted model, not a curated record. Gene Ontology annotation, molecular function: ubiquitin protein ligase binding. Lineage: Eukaryota; Metazoa; Placozoa; Uniplacotomia; Trichoplacea; Trichoplacidae.
AUGGCUACUGGUAAAAGCAAAAAGGAAACGAAAAUGAGAAUUCGGGCUUUUCCGAUGAGUAUGGAGGAGAAAUACGUGGAUGAUAUUUGGCAGUUAUUGCGCAAUGCCAUCAUAGAAAUCCUUAACAAAAAUAAUAGUGGAUUAAGUUUUGAAGAAUUGUACAGAAAUGCAUAUACGAUGGUACUUCAUAAACAUGGUGAUAGAUUAUACACUGGUUGUAAGGAUGUUAUUGCAGAAUAUUUAAGAAAGGUUUGUCAAGAUCUACGAAAUUCCGUCGAUAAUAACUUUUUGACUAUAUUAAACCGUGCUUGGACAGAUCAUCAAACCGCAAUGACUAUGAUUAGAGAUAUUUUAAUGUAUAUGGACCGAGUAUACGUCCAUGGAAAAAGUUUAGAUACCAUCUAUAACAUGGGGCUUAUAUUAUUUAGAGAUUUGGUUGCACGAUCUGGCCAUAUUCGAGAUUAUUUAUGUAAAACAUUAUUAGAACUUGUAGAUAAAGAAAGACAAGGAGAAGUUGUAGAUAGGGGAGCAGUAAAGAAUGCUUGCCACAUGUUAAUAAAUCUAAGUUUAGGAGGCAGAUCUGUAUAUGAGGAGGAUUUCGAGCAACCAUUUUUGGAGCAGUCUGCUGAAUUUUAUCAACGUGAAGGCCAGAAAUAUUUGCAAGAAAAUGAUUCUUCAACAUAUAUUAAAAAGGUCGAAGGACGUCUAAAUGAAGAAGCUGAACGAGCAGCACAUUACCUUGAUAAAAGUACUGAAAAGAGAAUUGUUCGGGUUGUAGAAGCAGAACUUAUCGAAAAGCAUAUGAAGACCGUAAUUGAAAUGGAAAAUUCCGGUCUAGUAAGCAUGUUAAGAAAUGCGAAAAUGGACGAUCUCGCACGCAUGUACAGCAUGAUGAAUCGUGUUCAUGGAGGAGUUGAAUUAAUGUGUGAUUGUAUGGGCGUUUAUCUGAAAAGCCAAGGAAAAGCCCUAGUCAAUGAUGAUGAUGGAAAAACUGGCAUUGCUUUUAUUCAGAGCGUCAUCGAUCUAAAGGAUAUUUAUGAACAGUUUCUGGAGAAAUCAUUUGAUAACAAUCGUCAUUUUAAACAGACGAUAAAUAAAGAAUUUGAAUCAUUUCUAAAUAUUAACCCAAGAGCCCCUGAAUAUUUGUCUUUAUAUAUCGACGAUAAGCUUAAAAAAGGCACCAAAGGAUUGUCGGAUCAGGAAAUAGAACUUCUUUUAGAAAAGACUAUGGUAUUAUUUCGAUAUCUACAAGAUAAGGACGUAUUUGAAAAAUAUUACAAACAACAUUUAGCCAAGAGAUUGCUUCUUGGUAAAAGUAGUUCUAAUGAAAUGGAGAACAGUAUGAUUUUCAAGUUAAAGUCGGAAUGUGGAUGUCAGUUUACAUCGAAGUUAGAAGGAAUGUUUAAAGAUAUGUCGGUAUCCGAAACUGUAAUGGAGAAAUUUAAGAAGCAUUUAGAUAGCUCUCAGACCACCAUAAACUUUGAUCUGAAUAUUCGUGUCCUCACUGCUGGUUUUUGGCCUUCUCAGUUAUCUUCAAACCAAUGUAAUAUACCCACAGAAAUUUCUACCUGUUAUGACGCUUUUCAGAGUUUUUAUUUAGGCGGUCAUAACGGGCGAAAACUAGUAUUACAAGCUCAAUUGGGAUUUGCAGAUUUACAUGCCACGUUUUUUGGCUCCAAAAAGCCUGAUAGCGUUAAGCUUGAAACUAGGAAUCAUAUUUUACAAGUAUCGACUUUUCAAAUGGUUAUAUUAUUACUAUUCAAUAGUAAAGAAAAAUUAUCAUUCGAGGAAUUAAAGAUUGCAACGAACAUUCCGGAUCGGGAUUUGAUAAGAGCAUUACAGUCACUUGCUUGUGGAAAGACAUCGCAGAGAAUAUUAACAAAAAAUCCAAAAUCAAAAGAGAUAGGUCCAGCUGACGAAUUCAUUGUUAACGACAAUUUCACUUCUAAACUCGUUAGAGUAAAGAUACAAACAGCUGCCAUAAUUAGAAUAAUGAAGGCUAGGAAGCAAUUACAUCAUAGCGCAUUAGUCGUCGAGACUACAGAACUAUUAACGGCAAGGUUUAUGCCUCAUCCUAUGGUUAUUAAGAAGAGAAUUGAAAGCUUAAUUGAAAGAGAAUAUUUACGCCGUACCGAUGAUAGGAAAAUGUAUUCCUACGUUGCAUAA